UCUUGUAUAAAGCGCUGUUCCCGAAUCCGUUCAACACUUACGUAUCCAAUGUCUGGGCAGUACGGACCCGUUCUACCUCCAGGUUUUAAACGGAGUCAUGUUAAUGACAAUAUCCUAACAUCAUCUGAGGGAAAUGUUUCAUCUGAAGAUAAUUUACCUACCUGUUCCAAUAACACAUCAAACUCUGGAGAAUCUGACUUCAUAGAUAGUGAGAAGAUGGCUCAUCUUCCAAAAAAAGAUACUAAAGUGUCAAGUUCUUGGCAGCAGAUUUCGUCAGGUGAUUACAGAAGUGCCUGUCAAAAGACACCGGUAUCCUCUCUGUCACAGAAAGAAGAUAAUAUCGUGGUCGGACCCAUAGUUCGAAGCUCACAAAAGAGUAAAUUGUCAACAUAUAAUGUUGAAGAAAGUUCAUCAACGCCUCUUAAAGAGCACAAAAUAAUUGGCCCACAGCUUUCUAAUAUGAACACUAUUGAAACGAAAGCUUCUACAUGCUCCUCACCUGACACUUUCAACAAUGAACCUUUUCCUGAUGCAAACCAAAGCAGGUGUGCCAGUUCAUAUGAUGUUUUUGGACCAGCAUUACCCCCUGAUUUAAUCAAGGACAAAGCAAAAGAUAAUUGUUCAGUAAGUGAGAAACCAUCAACUUUAAUCGAAGAUUUUUCCUUAAUUGGCCCUCUUCCUUCUGAAAUGUUCCAACAAGGAAUGAAAGAUGAAUCGAUAUCAGAUGAUAUUGAAAAAAGAUCUUUGGACAUGAAAGACAAACUCACAAAGAAGGUAGAUGGCGAAGUUUUAAGCCGAGAAACAUGGAUGUUGGAGCUGCCUCCAGAGAUAGGCCCUGGUCUUGGCCUUGUUGCAAGAACAUUUAGGCCAUCAAAGAGUAUAUGCCAGUCUAAGGACAGUUCUGUGUGGACUGAUACUCCUACUGACCAAGCCAAGAAGCAAAAGGAAGGUCAAGAAAAACAUGGUGGGAAGAGAAGUUCCACAGAAACUGACCAGAUCAUAAGUGAAAGAGAUCAACGGUGCUCAAUAAUUGUGGAUGAAUACAAUAAAAACAGAAGAUCUGAGUCUCUUCUCAACAUGCAUACAAAACAAAGGAAAAUUGCCAAGAGAGACAGUGACGAACCUGUUGAACGACAGCCUUUUAGCCGAGAGCAUGAUUUGGAAGCUGUUCAUCUGAACAGUACUCAACGGAAAUCAAUCAUUGAAAAAUCUCAGUCUCUGGGUUCAAGAUUUGGAAGUGGGACAUCUCGAUUCCUUUGAUUAAUUAGUUAAAGGUUGAGAUCACAUACUCACACAUUGGGAAGAUGAUAAAU
This is a messenger RNA of Octopus sinensis (East Asian common octopus), 1313 nucleotides long. RefSeq names its product GPALPP motifs-containing protein 1. Lineage: Eukaryota; Metazoa; Mollusca; Cephalopoda; Octopoda; Octopodidae. The transcript has 6 exons. The record is from RefSeq and is a predicted model, not a curated record. Bases 49 to 1260 code for a protein of 403 amino acids.